AUGAAAGGUCAGAGCAAAAGAUACGUGAACCAAAAAGGUCAAGCCUACGAGAUGGGAGUGAAGAAGAAUGACGAUGUCGGAUUCUUUGAUUUGUGGCGCUAUGCAACAUAUCCAGAGAUCAUCGCAACUAUAUCCUCCGCUCUUUGUGGAUUUCUGUGCUCCGUGGGUCUAGUUGGAGCGGUGCUUAUCUACGGCGAGCUGACCGCCCUUUUUAUUCAGAGGGACCAAGGACACGACCCGCCCUCCGAGCCAUUGAUAUUGGAGCUCUUUGGAGGAGGAAGAAAAGUAAAUGACACUGACAAGAAUGAACACAUGGAUGCAUUGGUGGACGACUCGAUUUCGUUUGCGUUGGCCAGUGUUGCCAUUAUGCUAGUGCAAAUGUGUCUUGCUACGGCUGCCGUGACUUUGGCGAAUUGGGCCGCUGCGAGGAUGAUAGCCCGAAUACGAUGGCGACUCUUACGCGCGGUUUUGAGUCAAGAAACUGCCUUCUUCGACUUAAACACAACUAUGAAUUUCGCUACAACAAUAACAGAAGACACGGACAAGCUAAAAGCAGGUGUGGGGCAGCAGGUGGUAAUGGUGUCAUACCUGGGUGGGAGUGUGAUAUCCGCGGGGAUGGUGGCCAUGCUGUACGGAUGGCAGCUCACUCUGGCCGGGCUGUGUGUGGUGCCCAUCGCUUUGGUCAUUGUCUCGCAGGCUGCUAAGUACCAGACGAAGUAUACAUCAGAAGAAGUGACCUCGUACGGGACAGCGGGUCGUUUGGUGGAACAGGCUUUGGCCGCCAUUCGCACUGUCAGGGCUUAUGCUGGAGAGACCAAGGAGGUGGAUAGCUACAAGUCAGCCCUGCACUUCGCGAGUGCAUCCACCCACAAGCGAUGCCUCUGGACCGGAGCGGGCUCUGGCCUCAGCUGGCUGCUCACCUACGUCCUCAACUCCAUAGUCUUUGCGUACGGAACCGUCCUCUGCGUGAGGGACAUGGACGUGCCCGAUGAUGAGAGGGUCUACCACCCCGGGGUUAUGGUCACUGUUCUCUUCUGCUGUUUCAUGGCUGCCCAAAACACAGCGAUGUGCACGACGCACCUGGAAAUAUUCUCAACAGCGCGUGGCGCGGCCAAGUCCUUGUUCGCUCUACUCGAGCGCAACUCGAGUAUUGACCCUUUACUCGAGACCGGGAUCAAGCCCGAUUCAAUCAAAGGAAAUAUUUCUUUUGAUAAUUUGUAUUUUAAUUAUCCUUCGCGACCGGAUGUCAAGGUCCUCCGAGGGUUAUCUCUGACAAUUAAUCCCGGGGAGACGGUGGCCCUCGUGGGAGGUUCGGGGUGCGGCAAGUCCACUUUGCUGCAACUCUUGCAACGGGCUUACGAGCCGGAAAGUGGGACCGUCAUGGUGGAUGGCCACAGGCUGAAGGAGCUGAACUUGCAUCACUUCCGGAGCAGCAUCGGCGUCGUGGGCCAAGAGCCCGUCCUGUUCAGUGGCACUAUCAGAGACAAUAUAACGCUAGGCGUAGAGGGCGCUACCGAGGAGGACAUCGUCGCCGCUGCUAAAACUGCGCACGCGCAUCAAUUUAUUACGAAGUUGGCCAGUGGCUACGACACGCGACUAGGCGAGGGCGGGGCGCAGUUGUCGGGAGGGCAGAAGCAGCGCGUGGCCAUCGCUCGAGCUCUCAUCCGGAAGCCGGCGCUACUGCUCUUGGACGAGCCCACCUCUGCUUUGGACCCAGCUUCGGAGAGACAGGUCCAAUUAGCAUUGGAUGCUGCGAGCAGAGGACGGACCACGCUUGUUGUCUCACACAGGUUAUCGACAAUAGUUAACGCGUCCCGCAUUGUGUACAUCGAACAAGGCUCAGUUCUCGAAGCUGGCUCACAUCUUGAACUUCUGGAUAAGAAGGGGGCCUACUGGAAACUGGUGCAGGAUGACAUGACUCACAGAAGCGUGGAAAGUAUGCAAGAAGAGAACGUAGACGACGAUGUCGUAGAAGAGAAGAUGGUGAGAGUGAGAAGGAAUAGCAGCGUACGAUCACAUAGAGAGUCGUUUAUGCGCGAGAGUUUCUCCCGUGGUAGUCGCAGAGUCGCUUCGGUGACGUCAUUGCAUCCUCCGCCAGAUCUUAUUCCGCCUCAAGAGUCAACAGAAGAGACCGAGGAGACCAGUGGGCAGGUGUCCAAUUGGGAACUGCUUAAACUAAACUAUGAAGAGUGGCCUCUUCUUCUGACGGGAGGAGUCGCCUCCUUGGUCAUCGGAGCCACGAUGCCAGUCUUCGCCUUACUGCUGUCCAAGCUAUAUGGGAUGUUCUCGUGGCCCGAUCCUGAAGAGAUUCUGCGGCAGUCACAGCUGUACGCCGGCAUGUUCGCCAUAGUGGCGGCCGUCAGCGGUCUGGUUACGUUCCUUCAGACCUGGCUGUUCGGUCUCGCCGGAGCUAGGCUGACGAACAGACUCAGGGUUACCAUGUUCGCUAAUUACUUGCAGCAGGAGCAAGGCUGGUUCGACUCGCCGACGAACUCCGUGGGGGCAUUGUGCGCUCGACUGGCCACCGACUGCGCGGCCGUUCAGGGCGCUACGGGGACUCGCCUGGGCACAAUGCUGCAAGGCGUGAGCACGAUGGUGCUGGGAGUCGGAGUCGCCAUGUUCUAUUCCUGGAAAAUGACGCUCAUCAGCCUGCUGAGUGUGCCCUGUGUGUUAGGUGGCAUCUGCAUCGAGGGUUGGGUGAACAAGAGGUCGGAGGUCAAAGAGCAAGAAGCGAUGGAGGAGGCGUCUCGAAUGGCCACGGAGGCCGUGCUUAACGUCAGGACUGUGCACAGCUUGGGUGUGGAGCGAACGCUUCUGUCGAAGUACCUUCGAGCCCUAGACGAAGCCGAGGCUCGCGCCGGAGUAAGCCGCGGCAUCCGGGGCCUUGUCUACGGACUGUGCCUGUGCGCCCCCACCAUGGGAUACGCCCUUUCCUUGGCCAGUGGAGGGUACUUGAUCGCAAGAGAGGGGCUGAAGUACGAAUACGUCAUACUAGUUUCGGAAGCCCUAAUCUACGGCGCGUGGAUGUUGGCAGAAGCCCUGUCUUUCGCCCCCAACUUUGCGGGAGCCCAGAGGGCUGGAGCCAGAGUGGUGAGGGCUCUGCAGAGGACUCCGCGGGUCAUUAGCGAGUAUAAUGAGCGUGAUGACGAGGACUGGGUCUCCACUGGCAACAUUACCUUAUCGAACGUUCAUUUCGAGUACCCCACGAGGCCACAGCAGCCAGUCCUUCGGGGCCUCGAACUGUCGAUCCCCGCGGGACGGACCGUUGCCCUCGUGGGGCCCUCCGGCUGCGGAAAGAGUACCAUUAUGCAUCUCAUUAUGAGGAAUUAUGACCCCGAGAGUGGGACUGUGAGCCUAGACAAUCGCAACAUAAAGUCAAAGAUAUCCCUGAAGCGUCUUCGGUCGCAACUCGGUCUGGUGCAGCAAGAGCCCGUGAUGUUCGAGAGGAGCAUCAGAGAGAAUAUCGCGUACGGAGACAACGGCAGACAGGUGACCAUGCACGAGGUCAUCUCGGCGGCGAUGAAGGCCAACGUGCACGGAUUUGUCUCUUCUUUACCACUGGGUUACGACACAGUCCUAGAGUCGGGCAGCUCCGCCCUGUCCGGAGGCCAGAAGCAGCGCGUGGCCAUCGCUAGGGCUCUUCUCAGAGACCCCAGGGUGUUGCUGCUGGACGAGGCCACUUCGGCCUUGGACGCCGCCAGUGAGAAGGUGGUCCAAGAAGCUCUGGAGACGGCGUCCGUCGGUAGGACCACCCUCAUCAUCGCUCACAGACUCGCCACCGUCAGGCAUGCGGACAUCAUUUGCGUGCUUGAUAAAGGGGUCGUGGCAGAGAGUGGUUCCCAUGACGACUUAGUGAAGAAGAAAGGCCUCUAUUGGGAGUUACUACAACAGCAGGCACCCAACGAGGCGUCGUAA
This is a messenger RNA of Pieris macdunnoughi, 3915 nucleotides long. NCBI's taxonomy places the organism in Eukaryota, Metazoa, Arthropoda, Insecta, Lepidoptera, Pieridae. The record is from the annotation of a GenBank genome assembly.